AUGAUAGCAAAAUUGCUUUUUUUGGUCUCAAUAAUUUUAUCAUUUGCUUAUGCAUACGAGGUAUGCGGGAAUCAAGAUGGUACUUAGUAUUAUUGUGAAGAUGGGUACGGUUGUUGUUCUACAACUACUUGUGGCUUAAAUUGUUCAGGUGGAAAAAAUCAUGGCUUUCCACGCUAUGGGUAUGCUCUUAUGGUUUUAGGUGUUGUUUUCCUCUUAAUUAUAAGCCUUAAGUUUUGCUUAGGGCUACGUAAAAAAUCUAACAAAAAUAAAAUUGUAUAGAGAUAAAAACCAUUACUAUAGGUUUGA
This is a messenger RNA of Tetrahymena thermophila SB210, 306 nucleotides long. RefSeq names its product transmembrane protein, putative. The transcript has a single exon. The record is from RefSeq and is a predicted model, not a curated record. NCBI's taxonomy places the organism in Eukaryota, Ciliophora, Oligohymenophorea, Hymenostomatida, Tetrahymenidae.